This is a messenger RNA of Histoplasma mississippiense, 4377 nucleotides long. RefSeq lists its product with no specific name. Bases 1 to 4377 code for a protein of 1458 amino acids. The transcript has 4 exons. The record is from RefSeq and is a predicted model, not a curated record. Lineage: Eukaryota; Fungi; Ascomycota; Eurotiomycetes; Onygenales; Ajellomycetaceae.
AUGUCGUACCAAGGAUUUGGUUACUCUCCUUACCAGUACCUCCAUGGUACCUCAUACUCUUCCAUGCGCGAAAUCCCUGUCACUCACCCUUCAUCAACUCCAAAUAUCCAGCCAUCAGCAGAUCGAAGCUACGGGCAGCAGCAGAGUUAUGAGUGGCAAGGGCAGAACGGUACAGAUAUAUCAAGCCAAAGCCCACGGCCGCAGCAGGAGACUGAGAGCUGGCAGCCCUCAAGCAAUCCAUUCCCUAGCUACGGAUAUCAGCAUCAGCAACAAACGAACUAUCAUACUUCCAAUGCUACACCGUCAAUAUCGCCGUCAUUGUCAUCGCAACAGGCCCAGCAGUCCCAUCGGAGACAAAGCCAACUUAUUUCACCAACUCUGAAAAGUAUCCAGUAUCCCUUGGAGCCCAUUGCCAUCCCCAACUCCUCGGUGGAUCCGGUAUCAACCGCUUCCCCUUCUACAAACAUGAGCUAUGACACGGAUCCUCCAGUACAGAAUAGGUCACCGGCGAUUGUUUCUCUACGGAUUGACCGUCCAAAUUCUUCUCAAUCCUUGAGAACUACUGCUGCUUCAGCUAUGACUUCUCUCUCUUCCAGCAUUACCGCUCCUCGUGCCAAUUCCCAGAGGCUGAUGACUGGACCUGCUGGCUCCUCCUCAACAUCGCAUUCUUAUAAUUCAAGCCAUGGGCCUCCUCGCUCCAAUUUAGCGUCCCUAGGUCCCACAGUAAUGUCCUCACCUUCAGCUCACCAGAGCCAGCCGUUUCGUCAACAGAACAUUUCUCCGCAGUCUAGUAGAACGUCAACACCAUCAGCCCAGUCAAACAUACGUCGGAGCCAACCCUCUUUAUCCCACGCACCCCUCAAGCAUUCUUCGUCCAUGCUAGCCACGCCGUCAACAUAUUCUGACCGUUCAACCUCUCAAGAGCACCACGCAGCAUACAAUAUUGUCAACACCUCUCAACAGCACCCUACCGUGUCACAUGCCCAAAGUACCCCGUCAAAUCCCCCCCACAUAAAUUCUACCGCCGAAUAUCAAACGGCGAACCUAAGCCAAUCACAAUCACAUCAGCCAGCUACGCCAAGCUAUAUCGACCCCAGUCAAAUCUACAAUCCGUAUUACCAGGAAUACCAGAAAAUGAAAGCAGCACAGGCGGAAGCGGAAGCUGAAAGGCUGAAGCAAAAACAGAAGGAAGACGAGAAACAAGGUGAAAUAGAGAGUCAAAGGGAGGAAGAGAGACGUGUGCAGGUCGCGAGAGAGAUAGUAGAGAUAGAGGAAAAUCAGAAUCGAGCUACUGAUACCAAAAUUGACCAAAAGAUAGACAGUACAGUAACAUUUACUGCCCACCCACAUGCUGAGAGAACACAAUCUGAAAGCCUCGCAGUAGCUAAUCCAUCCCCUUCGGAGACACAUAAACGAAGUCAGAAACCCGUCCCAAAAAAUAGGCUACAAGUUCCUAACGCCACUAAUUCACGACAGCAAAAACCUAGAAGUACCAUGAAACACCAACGUCGUCAGCGGAAAUCGCAGAUAAAACUUUCCCCUCCUCCGCCCGUCGGGGUGCCGGUGAGUGUCCCUCAAGCAGAGCUCGCGCCCACUGCUCCACCUAGCGAAAGUCAAAGUCAGACACUUUCAACGGCGGCCCAAACCCCAGGUGAAGGACGGCCUAGUGAAGAUGAAGACUUGGAAAUGGAAUUGAUGUUGGAAAAAAUGAAACAACUCAAAUCCAAGGACCCGAGCAAAUUUGCCAAGUUACUAAGCGGACUGGAAAUGCCGGAACCUGUUACGGCCACAUCCCAUGUCGUGGAGGAUCAACGAACAGCCAAAAAUCCAGUAUCUACACCAGCCACUUUGGCUCCCAUGAAUCCCACAGAUGAGAGCAAUUCAAUCCAUGAUCGCGGCAAAUUCCCCGCAGCUCGGCGAAAACGGAAGCCAAAGCAUGUUGAUGCUGUUAAUUGUAUAGCUCAACCCUCACCUAUCAGGCAUGAUAUACAACAGCCCGCACCAGCUCCUUCUUCACAGCCCGAAACCCAUAAUGGAGGCCGGGCUCCCCGAACGGACUCGGCUAUGGGAAUUGGGAAGCUGAUAGAUACUAAUAAAUCAGAAUCUGCAUCAUUUCCAGCCUCAGCUCAAGCUGCAACGCCAGCCGCCGAACUUGCUCCUGAGCCUGCACCUGAGCCUGCACCUGAACCUGCACCUGAACCUGAAACUAGGCAAACAAAGGAAGAAACCCGUAAGGUUGCUACGAUCUGGCCUGAGCCGAAGCGAUUAGCCCUCGCCCAAGCGGCCUCAAGAUAUAUCGAUGACGUCCUUAGUAAUCGCAACCAGGGCAAGAAAUGUCCUCCAGAGAUGGUAUUAUCGCUGAUAGAUCAGAAUCCAAGCUAUAUUGAGCUGUGCGGAAUGUUGGAAUCUCGGGGCUAUGUCUUGAAUCGCGUUCAUUUCGCGAAACAUUUACUCAACGCUAUGCCAGAACUAACGACAAGUUCCAGUGUUACUGCUCGUCCGAACCGGGCCGCGAAUGGGCCAUCUUCCACUGCUAGGAAAGCGCAAAUCCAACCUCUCCCAGCUGCAAUGCCCAUUCCACCAGCAGCUCAAGAUACCAGACUUGCCCCAAGAGAUGAUCCUGUUCCCAUUACUCCAGUAUCCAUGUCGCCGCCAGAGCCUGACACUCAGGCUGUGGGGAACAAAGUGGAGCUCCCAGCUCCAUCAUUGACACCCAUACCACCACCGGCCAACAGAUCCCCUCUAUAUUUCAGGCAGCAACAACCUCCAGUGUCAGUCCCGCCAGAAAAUCAGGUCCCCGGUUUUAUAAGUCCUCCACCACCUUCAGGAACCUUUUCAAUGGGAUUCCAAGCUCCUGGUUACGCAGGGCCAUGUUACCGCAAAAGCCAGCCGUCGUUUCGACACAGCAGAGGUGACCCGGCUCUGGUUGGAAACAAACUGAAAUCCAAGCUCCACGUUCCUGUACCACCUGCGCAGGUGCCUGCUCCUGGUUCCAAGGAGGCACUCGCUAAAAAGCGAACGUUUGCAGAGAUUGUGGAUUUUACACAACUUUCAAGUGACGAAAACGAUUCACCCCACCCGUCAAAAGCAUCGCGCUUAGAGGACGUACCGACCCAGAGCGAAGCAAAUGUGGAAGUGAAUGUUGAAGAAGUACCAGCAUGGGCAUCGGAAACGGCUGGGACGCCUGGAACACAGGCGAAGACGCCCGAUUUGUCCCAAUUUAAUAUGCCAGAUGCCGAUGUUUCUACCAGCAAUGAAAAGUUACCGAAGCGGGGCGAUAUCGUCAAGCCUCUCAACAAGACGCAGGCUUUGAAAACGCGCUACUACGACCCGAAGAGCAUUGCGAGAGAUCUCUUAAUCGCAACCGGUCGCCACCCAACAGAGCGUCCAUUGAACCAACAUCUUUCGAAACUGCGAGAUAAUUUUUCUGCUGUAGAUAACUCAUCUGAUUUGUGCACGUUCCGGUGGGACAUUGUCGAUCCUGGAGGGCCGCCACCACCUGAAGCCCCUCUUGUUUCUGCCACCUCCAGACCUCCCCUUUUCACUCUCUGCAAACAUGCAAAGUCCAGAUCCGUUAUCGGCCGCUUACAUAACAUAUUACCACGUGACUCGACAAAAGGCGUUAGUCAUAGUCCUUCACUACACACCUGUCAAACAGCCAACAUUGAUAACUCGCCACCUCACAUUCAGCAAGAGAGCAAUAUCGACAGCAGAACUAAAAUCUCCGUGAUGAGUUCAUCUCACAUUCCAUUGUCUCGCCGACGCGGACGACCAGCAGGCGCGAAGAAUAAACCUCGAUUCGCAGACCGAGUUGAGAUCACCAUUCCGACAAGUUCAUCGCCAAAAACGCUUCAUCCAUUUCAUACGUACAAAUGCCAGUGGCAAAACUGCGAUGCCGAACUUCACAACCUCCAAACACUCCGAAAGCACGUCACCCGCCUCCAUAUCCCCAAAAACAAUGGGAUGGAGACUUCUUGCUUAUGGGCUGGUUGCAGUGGUCGCGGGAUUAUGUUUGGAAGUAGGAGGCUGGCAGAUCAUGUGGAGAAUGAACAUUUAAGCGCCCUCGCAUGGACCCUGGGGGAAGGGCCAGGGUCUGUAAGAUCUGGUCAUCGAGAUUACAAUAUCGCCGACUACCUCAAUGACAGCAAUGGACGCGCCGUGGUCGCCAGGGCAAGCGCGAAAGGCACACGACCUACCUUGAUUCUCCCCGCCGCAUACAGAUCGAUCCGAUGCUUCAACAAGAUGUAUGGAAACGAGAGCGACAAAGCCAAAGCGCUGGAGGUAUUGCGGGCACUGGAGAUGAAACAAAGACAGGAGACGGUUGUGGCGUUUGAAAGGGUUUUUGAGAUCGUCCCUGAAGACAAGGAGGGUCUUUAG